Molecule: messenger RNA, 993 nt
Organism: Racocetra fulgida
Lineage: Eukaryota; Fungi; Glomeromycota; Glomeromycetes; Diversisporales; Gigasporaceae
Source: the annotation of a GenBank genome assembly
AUGGAGUACUAUGCUUUUAUUUGGCUUUUAAUUGCCAUCUCUAUGAUAAUAAAUGUUAUUCCUGUUACCUCAAAACCCAAUUCUAUUACUUUGAUCAAAAAUGCUCCUAAACAUUCUUUGAAUGAAAUUUUUCAAUUCAAUAGAGAUUAUCUUACGUCUAGAUACGAACAUUUAACCCGUGGCCCUGAUCAAUAUGCCCUUAAUAAACUCGCAUCUGCUGAAAAAAGAUCUAAAACCAUUAAUAUUGCAGCAUCUGAAUUUGGAUACUUUGGACCAGUCGUUAUAGGUGGUCAAAAAUUUAACGUUAGGUUCAGCUUAGCAGAUUCUGAUCUUUGGGUUAGUAAUAGUUCUUUAAUAAUUACAAAUAUUUACAUUAUUUUAGCAGAAAGUUUAUCGAAAACAUUUAGACCCCUCAAUACUAAUUACGCAAUCUCGUACGGACCUACAGUAGUCCAAGGUGUUCUUGGAAAUGAUAAACUUUUAGUAAACAGGAUAAAAUCUGACCAAAUAUUCGGUCUUACACAUUCAGAAAAUGGAUUUCUUAAGAAAGCUGUAUUUGAUGGGAUGUUUGGUUUGGGUUUUGACAGUCUUAGUCAUUUCAAUACUACAUCGCCUUUUUCAAAAAUGGUUAAACAAAAGGCCGUAAAAAAUCCUUAUUUUGGUCUUCAUAUAAGUGGUGAGGGUGACGUGGGAACAUUAACUUUUGGCGACAUUGACAAAACUAAAUUCACUGGUAAACUUAAUUACCACAAUGUAUCUACCAUUAAUGGUGAAUACGUAUUUUGGAUGACUAACGCGGACAACAUUUCUAUUAAUGGUAAAAAACUUAAAUACAAGAAAAAAAUGGCUAUAUUUGAUACUUCCGCAUAUGCCGUAUUUAUGUCAUCUGAUGAUGCUGAUGCCUAUCAUAAAUUAAUUAAAGGAUCAGAAAAGAGAAAGAUAUCUAAUGAUGUUGGAGAAGCCUAUGUUGUGCCCUGUAACACAACUGUUAAA